ACACAACUUCGUCAUAGGUACGUUGUAACAAUUCUGGGUUGGAAUGUUUUAAAUUUCGCGGUCGUUCUCGAAGAUGGCAGUAGUAAUGUUCCGGUUUUAACUCUGUGGCAGUGGAUGUGACGUUUCAACAACAACUGAUCAUGGUAGUCAUCGAACUUUGGCAGCAUUGUUUGGAAUAGUUUGACGUGUUCCACUGAAAUAAGCAGAAAAAUGAAAGUGUUUCUUAUUAUGAGUGAAACAUAAAUAUUGUGUGUUGAAGAUCUGCGUUAUAAAAAUGCCUCUGUAAUCUCUGUGUUAUAUGACGGCAAUUUGCAAAAUACAAAAUGCUUCCAAGAGGACGAAAAUUCGGCAAUGAGACUCUUGAUGUUGCAAAUAAGGGAUGUUUUGAUUCCUUUGAUACUUUGGCAUGCAUUCGUACGACUGUAUUAGCAGCAGCUGCAGUCAUUACAUUGAUAUUUGUUAUUUUGAAGAUAGUCAAAUACCAUGUUUACAGACAUCCCCAAAUGCAUCAUUAUGCCAUCUUCUAUGUAUCAGCAGUUGAAUGCCUGGUGUGUGGUGCAAGUUUUAUGGUAGGCAGUCUUUACCCACAGCUGGACUUUACAGCAUGUUUUUUGAAGCUCCUGCAGUUUACAAUUAUCUGCCAUCUACAUUGGUCACUGGCAGCAAAGACACUUCGUCGAGAAGACAUAGUUCAGCACGUGAUCAACCCUGUGUUGUGUCUGUACAUUCUGUACUGCACUACAGUAGCGCUGAUGGGUAUGGUUGAUGUCACCGGAACCUGGACAGAGUGUAUGCGUCCAUAUUGGUUCAUGCUGUCAAUAGCAGACUUUGCUAUAGUUCAGCUCUUUACGGUGGCUGCUGUCUAUGUGACUCAUAGAACUGAAGGUAUUUCUUCAUUGGCUUCAUUUAAGAGUCCGCAAAGAAGAGAUCUUUGGAGUGUCAUUAUGGUCUAUGAAUUCUCAGCUCUUGUUGCUGUAGCAUUUGAUGCCGUUGCCAGGUUCGUUGGCUCCGAGAAAGAUGGCUGCAGUGCCCUGUUUGCUCAUACGCAGUACUUCUACUCAUUGAUUAUCGCUGUGUUCAUGGUGUCAAAGUUUUUAGUUCCCACGUGGACAGUUCUGUGUGUGUUCCAGCCAGUGGAAGGGGACACACAUAAUUCAGAGGUAGCCCUUGCUAGCAGAUACAACCUGGAUGGCAUACCAGACUCUGUGUCUUCCUCAAUCCGAGGUUAUCACCAGUAUCGACGAAUGUUCAUACCUUCUGAACAUGAUAUUGCCAAUAUAAAUGGCAUUCCUCGUCUUCCUUAUGUGUCUGAAUUCACUUCCUUACAUGGUGAGUAUGCCUUCCCAGAAGUCUCCCCUGAAUCUCCUACUUCGGACGGACCGAAGAAGAAAGUUAUCAUAAGCAAGUCAAACGGGAGUGUGACAGCUACUGGGCUAUCAACGAUUAGUGAAGAAUCAGGUAACAUUUCUGUAGUUGACAGCCCAUUGGAGGGCUCCCUGAAAAGUGGUUAUGGUGGUAAUGAGACUCCUAGGCUGCAGUAUCGAAACUAUAAUUGUUAAAGAAAAUUCAGUGUCUGUGAUUAAGUGAUAAGACAUUUUUUUGAUAUUCUGGUCUCUGUUGGGUGACAUAAAUGUGAACAAAAAAAUCUAGUGCCAAAAUAACUUGAUGACGUAGGACGAGACGCUAUUUUGAUUGUAUAUUGUGUUACCCUUAUUUAAUAUGUCAAUUUACCUGCUGUUGUUUCUGUUGCAACUGUGGGCUGAAAACUUUCUGUAGGAAUGCAUCUCUGCCUGUGGUAUGGGAGUCAGUGGAAAGGAAGGUUUUAUAUUUUGGAAUUUCGUGGUACAGACAACUCUUCAAGGACACAUCUAUAAUGCAGGGGAAUUUUGUGUAUAGUAUCUUACAAGCAAAGACGUCUGUUAGAUAUGUUGGACAGUGAACAGAGCCCAUAAAAAUAUGCAGUCACGAAAUCCAAGUUCAAAGUAAGUCUGGAAAUUCUAUCAAAAAGAUUAUCCUGGAGUAUGCUAAUAUCAAUCAAAAACUGCCCAGAAUAUAAACUGACAGCAAUCAUUGUACCUGGACUAUGUGUAAAGUUAAGCACUAAUCAUGUACUACAAAGCAUAUAUACAGUAUGCUGCCAGUUGUCUGUGUUAAUGAAAGGGGAAUUAUGCAUGUAUAAUUUAAAAUGAAGAUCUUUCGUGGAAAUUUGGAAAUGACUGUGUAGUGUCUGAUCUGGCAAAACAUAAAAUCUUUUAUUCUUUCAACUUUUGUUCAAAAUAUUUUUGACUUUGAUUAAUAUUCAACAGACUCUGCUUGAGAUAUUUUUUUUUUAUUUAAUUAAUAGCUUAUUUACAAUCUACUCUCAAUAAUAUGGAGUAAAUUUGUUCUAAAUAGGUGUCUUGAGUAGAGAAGUCAAGUAUGCAUAGGAAUGCAUGCAAAAUUUCAUGUAAAAUGUUUGUAAAAAUUAUCCAGCCCAAGUGGAAACUAAUAUUGACUGACAGUUCUUCAUAAUAUGUUUAUUGCUGUCUGAGAUGCAAUGUCAUGCAGUUCUGCAGAAGUCCACUGAUGUUUCAGAGAAAAUUUACUGCUUCCAUCUGUGGCGAUGAAGAGUAAGCCAAGCAAGCAGCCAUCGAGAAGCAGCAAGCAAGCAUAGCAAAUUAUGUAUCAAAAACUAAGUCAGAUAAGGUAAGGCUGUGCCAUAGCUCAAGCGGUUAUUCGCUGGCUUCCCACUGUGGUGGCCUGGGUUCGAUCCCGGGGCU
Cryptotermes secundus is the source of this 2759-nucleotide messenger RNA. RefSeq lists its product as uncharacterized. The record is from RefSeq and is a predicted model, not a curated record. The transcript has 6 exons. The coding region runs from base 324 to 1559 and encodes 411 amino acids. Lineage: Eukaryota; Metazoa; Arthropoda; Insecta; Blattodea; Kalotermitidae.